Lathyrus sativus (Indian pea) is the source of this 903-nucleotide messenger RNA. The record is from the annotation of a GenBank genome assembly. Lineage: Eukaryota; Viridiplantae; Streptophyta; Magnoliopsida; Fabales; Fabaceae.
AUGUCAAGUGGAUCUGUGAGACGGGUUUCUCGGGAAGAUAUCCAGCUGGUACAAAAUCUCAUAGAACGAUGUCUGCAACUAUAUAUGAACCCAAAAGAAGUUGUGGAAACUCUACUAGCUCAAGCAAAAAUUGAGCCUGGUUUUACCGAACUUGUUUGGCAAAAGCUUGAAGAAGAAAAUCAAGAAUUUUUCAAGGCUUAUUAUUUGAGGUUGCUGCUGAAGGAGCAAAUAACAGAGUUCAACAGGUUGCUUAAGGAACAAGCUGAGUUAAGUCAGCUACAAUCAACUGCUGUUGCUUCACUACCCAACUCUAAUGGUUCACAUAUUUCUUCAUUACCUCAGAAUCCAUCUUGCUAUGCCUCUGAGCAAGCCAGUGCCGUUGUGAAGCCAGAGAAUAGGAGACAUGCUCUUGAUUCCACGUUACAUGAUGUGUUUAAUAAUGGCGGAUCAACACUGAACACGAGUAUUCGCGAUUUGACUCAGAUAUCUGCUCGUGGCAAUAGGAUUAGCAGCCCACCAAGCAUGCUUUCAUCUCAAAACUCAAGCUUGGGUUUGAUACAAGGAAUUAAUGGGGGAAUGAUAAAAUCAGAACCCGGAUAUUCGGGUAGUCCCCCUUACAUUUUUGGUCAUGAUGGCUCUGUCUUGGAAGCAUGCCCAACUAUUGGUGAUGCAGCUGUUACAUCAUUUAAUAGUGUUGACUCAAACUCCCAUUCUAUGAAUGGAGCACUCAUUGACCCAGAUAUUUCAUCAUUUGGAGUUUUGGGGCAGAUUUCCAGAAACCUCAGCCUUUCAGAUCUGACUGCUGAUUUUUCUCAGAGUUCUGAUAUAAUGGAGAGCUAUCCAAGGUGUCCCUACCUGGGUACUACUAAUGAGAACUACCUUCAAAAUGGAGAACAGAAUUGA